This is a messenger RNA of Cheilinus undulatus (humphead wrasse), 1900 nucleotides long. RefSeq names its product drebrin-like protein B. Bases 62 to 1780 code for a protein of 572 amino acids. The record is from RefSeq and is a predicted model, not a curated record. Gene Ontology annotation, molecular function: actin filament binding. NCBI's taxonomy places the organism in Eukaryota, Metazoa, Chordata, Actinopteri, Labriformes, Labridae. Gene Ontology annotation, biological process: postsynaptic actin cytoskeleton organization; positive regulation of dendritic spine morphogenesis; neuron projection morphogenesis. Gene Ontology annotation, cellular component: lamellipodium; actin filament; postsynaptic density. The transcript has 15 exons.
CAUCUCCUGAGACCCUCCUGGUGUUAGAUUUGGGGCCUUGGAUGAAGAAAUCUGGACUAAAAUGGCGGUGAACUUGAGUAAGAACGGCGCCGCUCUCAUGGCCGCCUACAAAGAGGUGGUGGACGGCAGGUCGGACACAAACUGGGCGCUCUUCACAUAUGAGGGGAACAGUAAUGACAUCCGCCUGGCAGAGAAAGGAGAGGGUGGGCUGGAGGAGAUGGUGGAGGAGCUGAACAGUGGAAAGGUGAUGUACGCUUUCUGUCGAGUUCAGGACCCCAACUCCGGUCUGCCCAAAUACGUCCUGGUAAACUGGACAGGUGAAGGUGUGAAAGACUCCAGAAAAGGAAUCUGUGCCAACCACGUGAGCUCCAUGGCUAACUUCCUCAAGGGAGCUCACGUGACGAUAAACGCUCGUGGAGAAGAAGACGUGGAACCUGAGAGCAUCCUGGCUAAAGUGGCGAAGGCGUCCGGAGCCAACUUCAACUUCCACAAACAGACGCAGGGAUACAAAGAGGCUCCACGGGGACCAGUGGGCUCUGUGUAUCGAAAAGUCAACGCCGUGGAGGAAAUUCAACAAACCAAAAAAGAUGACUUCUGGUCCAAAGCUCAGAGGGACGAGGAGGAGCGGCGGCAGGAGGAGAGCGAGCGGGCGGAGCUGGAGAGGCAGCAGAGAGAGAGGGAGAGGAUGGAGCUGGAGAAGAAGCUGGCGAAGGAGAGGGAGAGGAAGGCGACGGAGAGAGCUCUGCAGAUCGAACAGAACCAGCUUUAUCAGAGGCAGAGGGAGGAAGAGGAGGAGCGAGAGAGGGAGCAGCAGAGACAGAACCAGCAGGAAAAAGAAAACAUAAAGACGGGAAUCAACUCUGCAGCAUCUGUGCAGAAAGCUAACGAGGCGAAGACGCUGAUUUCUCAGAGGUCGUUUAAUCCCAGAGACAUCUUUAAGCAGAGGGAGCAGAGCUUUGAGGCCAAGGACAGACCGUCUCCUGCUGCGUCCAGACCAGGGAAGCUGCAGAGUCCCUUUUUCAACCAGAAAUCCUUUGAGAACGAGUCUCCGGUGAGAUCGUGGUCUCCUCCAGCCCCGGCAGCGGUCCCCGUCCUCCCCAUGUCCCCUCCGUCUCCGGCUGAGCCGUCCUCACCUGUGCGGUCCGAGUCACCUGCUCGGUCGUACUCACCUACUCCAGGAGCGAUCAGGGUCCUUCCGAUGAGCCCCUCGUCUCCAGUCCCACCCGCAUCACCUGAGCUGUCUCACUCUCCCACUCCAGCAGGGGUCAGGGUCCUCCCGGUGACCCCGCAGUCUCCAGAAGCACCUGCGUCACCUGUGCUGUCUUACUCACCUACUCCAGCAGGGGUCCGGGUCCUCCCGGUGUCCCCCCAGUCUCCAUUUGGGCCUGCCUCACCUGAGCCGUCCCACUCAGCUGUUUCCCCGACACCGCCGGCAGGUGUUUACGCAGAGGAGGAGUGGUCUGAUGAGUUUGAUGAUGAUGCAGAUGAAGCUCCUUCAGCGGAAACUCCAUCUCAGGAUGAUCUGUACGAGGCGCCACAGUCAGCUGUGGCAGAUGAGGACCUGUAUGAAGACGUGUACCAGGGCCCGCCUGCUGCUGAUGGACCAGACAUCCGGGCCAGAGCCAUAUACGACUACCAGGCUGCUGACGACACCGAGAUAACCUUUGACCCUGAUGACAUCAUAACGGGGAUAGAGAUGGUGGACGAGGGCUGGUGGAGAGGGUACGGACCAGACGGACACUACGGCAUGUUCCCUGCUAACUAUGUGGAGCUCCUCUAGCCUUCAUCGUUAGAUUUCUUUAAACUGUAAACAGGAAGUAAAAAAUAUUUUACAUUAAACUGUUUGACUUUACAGUUUUACUCAUACAGUUUUCUUGUUUUCUAGUUGAUUUUUGUCAAA